AAUCCAAAAAUCAAUAAUAAGUAAACUCCAGAGGAAGCAACUCACCAACCAGGUCUGCUCUCUAUAUCUCUCUGUCUUUGUUCGGACAUUCUAAUCUAAAUUCAAUUGAGCAGCAGUAGAUCUAUUUGCAGAAUAUCUGAAAACCAGUCGAAAUCAUAGCCUACCUUGUUGAAGAUCCACAAUACAAAGAAAACCAAAAAGUUUUAAGCUUUUUUCACCUUUGGGUAAUUGGAGGAAUCCGACAAAAGCAAAUAUAUAUAUAUAUAUAUAGAGAGAGAGGACUAUCAAGGAAAAAUGCAGAGCAGGGGAUCGAAUGCCCGGCUCUCGGGCAUGGCAUUUCGGUCCCGAAUCCCAACUCUUUUCCUCUCCAUGUUUGCUACCUUCGCUUCCAUCUAUGUCGCUGGCCGGUUAUGGCAGGAUGCGCAAAACAGAGUUUAUUUGAUUAAAGAGCUUGAUAGAAUAACUGGACAGGGGAAAUCUGCAAUCUCUGUGGAUGAUACUUUGAAAAUCAUAGCUUGCAGGGAACAACAUAAAAAAUUAUCAGCUCUUGAAAUGGAGUUGGCUGCAGCUAGACAAGAAGGUUUUACUUCAAAGCGCUCAUUGGAGACUAAUGAGGCUCAACCUAAAAAGAAGCCGCUGGUAGUGAUUGGAAUUUUCACUAGGUUUGGCCGCAAAAACAACAGAGAUGCGAUUCGUAAGGCAUGGAUGGGGAGUGGUGCUGCUUUGAAAAAAGUGGAGAAUGAGAAGGGCAUAAUUGCAAGAUUUGUUAUUGGAAGAAGUGCAAAUCGUGGGGACCGCUUUGACAAGGCCAUUGACAAUGAAAAUAAGCAGAACAGUGACUUCAUCAUUCUUGAUGAUCACGUGGAGGCACCUGAGGAAUUUCCAAAGAAGGCUAAACUGUUCUUUGCAAAUGCUGCAAAUAAAUGGGAUGCUGAGUUUUAUGCUAAAGUCAAUGAUGAUGUUUAUGUAAAUGUUGAUGCACUGGGAGCUACACUUGCAACUCAUCUGGACAAGCCCCGUGUUUAUAUUGGGUGCAUGAAAUCGGGCGAAGUUUUCUCUGAACCAAGCCACAAAUGGUAUGAACCAGACUGGUGGAAAUUUGGCGACAAAAAAUCAUACUUCCGCCAUGCUUCAGGGGAGAUGUAUGUCAUAUCACAGGCUUUGGCUAAAUUUGUAUCAAUAAAUAGGUAUAUUCUUCGGACGUAUGCCCAUGAUGAUGUAAGUGUCGGUUCUUGGUUUAUUGGGCUUGAUGUCAAACAUAUCGAUGAAUCUAAGUUUUGCUGCUCAUCAUGGUCAACAGGAGCUAUUUGUACUGGUGUUUGAUUUGAUUUUUUUUGAGCUUAUUUGGAAAAAGAAUAAACCGGAGAUGCGGACUGUUCGUUAUGAAGAUUUUGCCUUUCAUGCUGCUUCAGCAUAGAUUGAGAUGAUGGUAUGGCUUCCAUUCACAGUUGAAUUCUGGGUGUUGCCCAUUAAAUGGAAUAGCUUGGUCAUUACUGGCACACUGAGAGAGGGAAUUGGAGUUACAACGACCGAUUGGUUAUAACCCACAGUCAACUUAGGUCCAACCAUAUGAUUUCAGAAACAAUAGUAGGGGUUUCGAUUUGUAACAUAGCGUGACGUACCAUUUUUCUAGUAUAUUUUUGGACUUAAAGAGUUAUUCUUUAUUAAACGGUAAAAUAUGUGAUUCUUUUACCAUGCUCAAGUUAUUCUUUAUCAAAGAGAAUUCCAGACUUGGUUUUGUAUAGUUUUAUUUAGUUUUGUGUACUUCUAUUUUAUUUUA
Messenger RNA from Ziziphus jujuba (common jujube), 1780 nucleotides. Its product is annotated as hydroxyproline O-galactosyltransferase HPGT1. The coding region runs from base 295 to 1323 and encodes 342 amino acids. The transcript has 12 exons. Gene Ontology annotation, molecular function: hexosyltransferase activity. The record is from RefSeq and is a predicted model, not a curated record. Gene Ontology annotation, cellular component: Golgi membrane. NCBI's taxonomy places the organism in Eukaryota, Viridiplantae, Streptophyta, Magnoliopsida, Rosales, Rhamnaceae.